AUGUAUUCUGUUGCUGGCUUUUCCAGUACCGAAAAUGCACUAAAUCCAUUAGGUAGUUAUAAUCUAAUACAUUCGAGUGGUUUAACCAGUAUUGCUGAUGAAUUAGAUUGUCUAAUAGGUUAUACAAAUGGACAACUAACGAGAGAUGCGUCAAUUCGAAAGUGGCUUCAAAAUUUGAGAAUGAAAGGCGGCUCCGAAGACUUGAUUCAAACAUGUAUAAAUGACGUCCUACAGAUAUUUGAGCUAACAAAUGUACAUGAUAUGGCAGGAAUCAAAGACUUAAUAUCAAAAGAAUUAACUCGAAAAGUGUUUCCGAGAAGCUAUGAUGAUAUGUCAACUAGUGAUAAAAAUGAUAUAUGUUUGCCAUCAUUUUUCUCAUUCCGCAGUAAUAAUCGACCAUUUGAUCAAUCAAUUACUGAUUUAAACCUGAACAACGGUUUAUCACUGUUGCCACAAAAUUCAUCUGAUACUUUUGGUGGAAUGUUAUUUCAAAAUGAUACAGUCGAUCAGGCAGCUGCACUCAAUCUUCAAACAUAUCGUAAUUUCAAUCUGCCUACGGAACAAAUGCUAAUAACUGAACCACAUGAUGAUUUCUCUGAAGAACAGUAUAGCAUACCGGAAACAGAAGAUUCUUCACAUACAAUUGAUCAAAUCAGGUUAGAAAAACCUGUCGAGCGAGAAUCUCGUGUACGAUAUGUUUCCGAUUGGCUUUCAAUGGAUAAUAAACCACGAAAUCCACGUCAUGUUCAUGAUGUUGAUGGGAACAUCUUAAAACUAUUGUUUUCAAACGAUAUCUAUGAACAAUAUUUGGCACAAAAUCCCGACAAAAAUGUUUUUAUGAUGAUAUAUCGUAUAACAGUUCGACAUUCAUCAACUGGUAGUCACUACAUACAUCCAGAUGAAUUUCUAAAUCCUUUGAAACUUAAGGAUCCACAUGAUAGCAAUAUUCCAAGUACAAUCAAUCCAAUCUUUAUACCCAUUGACACCUUGAAAAAGGAUGGCAAAUCAGGAUUAAUGUCAAUGGGUAUAAAAAUAAUUACAGUCUCAACAAUACGCUCGGAUUUAAAACACGUGCAACAACCGUUAACAAGGUUUCCAACUACAGAAAAUGAUCUAAUACCGCAAACAUCGAAUAAAUAUUUUAAAAAACUAUCAGCUGCACAAUUAAUUAAACAAUAUGAAUUGGAUAAAAGUCAAUUUGCUUUCUGCUUAGCGAGAAAACAGAGUGACAUUGAACAAGUGUGGCUUACAAAACCGUAUAUAUCUACCAGUCGAGACUACAAUAACUUUAAAUGCCAAGAAUAUUCGAAACAAAAUAUCUUACAUAAGAUGGGUGCAAAAGACGUUAAAUUAUCCAGUAAUUUUUGA
Molecule: messenger RNA, 1368 nt
Organism: Didymodactylos carnosus
Lineage: Eukaryota; Metazoa; Rotifera; Eurotatoria; Philodinida; Philodinidae
Source: the annotation of a GenBank genome assembly